Messenger RNA from Aptenodytes forsteri (emperor penguin), 2147 nucleotides. RefSeq names its product netrin G1 (gene NTNG1). Gene Ontology annotation, molecular function: cell-cell adhesion mediator activity. Lineage: Eukaryota; Metazoa; Chordata; Aves; Sphenisciformes; Spheniscidae. The coding region runs from base 402 to 2147 and encodes 581 amino acids. The transcript has 9 exons. The record is from RefSeq and is a predicted model, not a curated record.
UCCUUUUGCUUCGGAUGCUGAUUUAUCAGUGCAUCUGGGCAUCCCCUGCGAGCCCUGAACAAGGAGGAUCACUCAGGGUUAUCGACAGCGUAGCUGAAGACCUGCAACUUCACAAAUUAUUAUCUGCUAUUGGACAUCUUUUACAAGAAGCCCUGACAGACAAGUUAUAAGACAAAGGACAAGCGCUGCGUUGCUGUGAAGGGCUGUCAUCGGGGUCUGGGUGGCUUCUACCAAAGUCUUCAACUUAGUGAAACAAACACCCUAUCCUAAUGCUUCACGUUUGAGUUGGAACCUAUUUUAUAAAAUAUAUACAUGUAUAUGUACAUAUAUGUAUAAUCUAUAGACUGCACGUACACCAGUACUGAGCAUCCUUAACGAAGGUGACAUAAAAGGAUUUAGAAAUGUAUUUGUCAAGAUUCCUGUCACUUCACGCCCUCUGGGUUACCGUGUCCUCCGUGAUGCAGCACUACCCUUCUGUGUGGGGACACUAUGACGUGUGCAAGACUCAGAUUUACACAGAAGAAGGAAAAGUAUGGGAUUACAUGGCCUGCCAGCCAGAAGCCAGAGACAUGAUCAAAUAUGUAAAAGUGACUCUGGAUCCCCCAGACAUAACGUGUGGAGAUCCUCCCGAGACUUUCUGUGCAAUGGGGAAUCCCUACAUGUGCAAUAAUGAAUGUGAUGCAAGUACCCAAGAACUGGCUCAUCCUCCGGAACUGAUGUUCGAUCUCGAAGGAAGACAUCCCUCCACAUUUUGGCAGUCCACGACUUGGAAGGAUUAUCCAAAGCCUCUUCAUGUUAAUAUUACGCUCUCCUGGAACAAAACCAUUGAGCUGACAGAUAACAUAGUCAUCACUUUUGAAUCUGGCCGUCCAGACCAAAUGAUCCUGGAGAAAUCGCUCGACUAUGGACGAACAUGGCAGCCCUACCAGUACUAUGCCACGGACUGCUUAGAUGCUUUCCACAUGGAUCCAAAAUCAGUGAGGGAUUUAUCGCAGCAUACAGUCCUAGAAAUCAUUUGCACAGAGGAAUACUCUACUGGGUACAUGACAAAUAGUAAAAUAAUCCACUUUGAAAUCAAAGAUCGAUUUGCUUUUUUUGCUGGACCUCGGCUUCAUAACAUGGCUUCUCUUUAUGGCCAGCUUGACACAACCAAGAAGUUAAGAGAUUUCUUUACCGUCACGGAUCUGAGGAUAAGACUGCUUAGGCCAGCAACUGGAGAAAUAUAUGUAGAUGAGCAACACCUGGCACGCUACUUUUAUGCAAUUUCAGACAUAAGGGUAUAUGGAAGGUGUAAGUGCAACCUUCACGCUACUGGCUGUAAAGAAGAAAACAAAAGACUACUUUGUGAAUGUGAGCAUAACACAACUGGCCCAGACUGUGGAAAAUGCAAGAAGAAUUACCAGGGCCGACCGUGGAGCCCUGGUUCUUAUCUGCCUAUACCUAAGGGCACUGCUAAUAUCUGUAUACCCAGUAUUUCCAGUAUUGGUAAUCCUCCAAAGUUUGAUAGGAUAUGGCCGAAUAUUUCUUCCCUUGAGGUUUCUAAACCAAACCAAGUCGCUCCCAAAUUAGCUAUGUCAACUGUUUCUUCUGUUCAAGUUGCAAACCACAAGAGAGACUGCGAAUGCUUCGGGCACUCCAACCGGUGCAGUUACAUCGAGCUGCUCAAUACGGUCAUUUGCGUGAGCUGUAAGCACAACACUAGAGGUCAGCACUGUGAGUUAUGCAGGCUGGGCUACUUCAGAAAUGCUUCUGCAGAGCUGGACGAUGAAAAUGUGUGCAUAGACUGUUAUUGUAACCCUUUUGGUUCAGUCCAUGAUCGCUGUAAUGACAGAGGAUUUUGUGAGUGUAAGGAGGGAACAUCAGGGCCUAAAUGUGAUAAGUGUCUGCCGGGAUAUAUCUGGCACAGCUUGGGCUGUCAACCAAACGUGUGCGACAACGAACUACUGCAUUGCCAGAACGGAGGAACAUGCAUCAACAAUGUGCGAUGCCAGUGCCCUCCGGCUUACACUGGCAUUUUAUGCGAGAAGCUGAAGUGUGAAAGGGAUCCAGGAGGCUGCAGCCAAAACUCCGGCCAGGGGGCAAUAUCACCCGGGCCUCUAUUACUGCUGACUGCUCUACUAGGAGCGGCUGGACUCUGCAUACGCUAG